AUGAUUCCUUUAUUAGCUAGUUAUAAUCAAAAGAAAGGCAUAUAUUGUUAUUUCUUUACAUUCCUGUUUAUAGCGUUAUUACUUAAUGUUGUUUCACUCCAUCAUAGGAAACAUUCGCUAUGGAUGGGAACAGUAAAGUUAUUGGUUAAAAGAGGAACAAAGUGGGACGCGGCCAAGUCUGCUGUUCUAUCAGGCGUUUUGAUAAGUGCAGCAGCCACAUUAUUUACAGCAUGGCAGCCUGUUCUAUGCAUCGUGCCCACUGCUCCUCAAUGUUGGACGAUGAUUAUUGGGUUGACACUUACUGUGCUCCUAACAUGUGGUAUCACUGCUCGUGGUCUAUUUAGAGAGCAAUUUAAUCAUAGAAAUUUUGAUGAGAAUAAUGCCAGCAAUAUUCUUGCGAGUCACAUCUUUACCACAUUUUUGGACCAAUAUAACCUCGAGAAUACAACUGAGCAUACUUAUCCCGUAUAUGGUUUAAAAGAUUCUUCGAUUGUAUUCUACCCACCAGAUGAAACAUAUUCUAAAGUUGUUCAAAAAUUUGUAGAUGCUGGUUUGGGAGUGCCACUACUAACAAUGACAAAUAGCAGUGCUACUUCUAUUCAAGCAGACAAUUUAACAAAUUUUACAACAAUCCAUUGGAACACUGCGCUUGGGAAGCAUACUGCGACCCAUCUAGAACAUUACAGCUUGGAUGAAAUGGUUUCAGAUAUUAUUAAACAAUUUCAAUCAGGCUAUAAUGGUACAUAUCACUAUAAUUCUGAGAUAGAACAGAGUAAUGAAAAUGAUUGCUCAGAAAGGGUAAAGGCGAACUGGGUCUCAUAUAAUGUACCAGAUGAUGAGGACUUGAUGUCGCAAUAUGAAAUACGAGGUUCAUCGUUGGAUUCCCAAGGUAGUUGGGAUGGAAAUAUUAAAUCUUUUGCUAAUUUGUUUUAUACAAAUCAAGUCCAUGAUAGUUGGAAAUGGAGUAUUGAUGUUGUUACAGAGAAUUCAAUUAUUACUUGUAAUUUCUUGGACAAAUUCAAGUGGUUGAGGAGAAAAAAACGUUCAUUUAUUCAUGGUGAAGCUUAUAUUAAUCAAUAUGGUGGUAUAAGCGAUUAA
Molecule: messenger RNA, 1098 nt
Organism: Henningerozyma blattae CBS 6284
Lineage: Eukaryota; Fungi; Ascomycota; Saccharomycetes; Saccharomycetales; Saccharomycetaceae
Exons: 1
Coding region: 1-1098 (365 amino acids)
Source: RefSeq, a predicted model, not a curated record